This is a messenger RNA of Lytechinus pictus (painted urchin), 5392 nucleotides long. RefSeq names its product retinol dehydrogenase 14-like. The transcript has 6 exons. The record is from RefSeq and is a predicted model, not a curated record. NCBI's taxonomy places the organism in Eukaryota, Metazoa, Echinodermata, Echinoidea, Temnopleuroida, Toxopneustidae. Bases 71 to 1030 code for a protein of 319 amino acids.
UCUUGUCGCGGUGCGGAGUGUGGUAUCGUUUAUUCUGGGACUGGGACUGUCUGAAGUCAAGACCUUAAAAAUGGUGUUCACUGACAAUAUUACAACCAUUCUAGGUGUUACAGUGUUUGUUAUACUAGUUAUACGUUUAUACAUUAGGAUAACUCAGAGAUUCGCCCCGGUUGAAAAUUGUACUAUGGAGGGAAGGACAAUCAUUGUCACCGGAGGAAGCAACGGUAUAGGAAAGGCAACUGUCAAACUCCUUGCUGCAAAGAGAGCAAGAGUUAUCAUUGCUUGCCGGAAUGUUGAGAAAGGGGCUGCAACUCGGGAUGAAAUCAUUGCUGCUACCGGUUACGCAAACAUAUCUGUGAAGAAGCUUGAUCUCUCCUCGCUCCAAUCUAUACGCAACUUUGUGAAUGAGUUCAAGCAAGAGGAACACAGACUGGAUGUCCUAAUCAAUAAUGCUGGAAUACUUGCUCCCGCAAGAAAGACUAUAACAGAAGAUGGAUUGGAAUUGACGUAUGCCACAAAUCACUUUGGACCUUUUCUUCUCACAAACCUACUCCUUAAUUUCAUGAAGCAGUCUGGUCCUGGUCGAAUCAUCAAUGUAACUUCUGUUGUGUAUGCGAUGGGUAACAUUGACUUUGAUAAUCUUUGUGCGGAGAGGAGUUAUAGCAGCUAUACAAUCUAUGGGCACACCAAGCUAGCUAACAUCCUAUUCACCAGAGAACUGAGCAAAAGACUCGAGGGUACAGGUAUAACUGUUAAUUGCCUCCAUCCCGGUACUGUAAGGACAUCUCUCCUCAACUACAGACCAGAACUGAAAAUUAUCUCUUUCAUCUUUGGAUCUCUAUUUUGGAAGGAUCCCGAGGUGGGUGCACAGACAUCUCUCUACUUGGCCGUAUCAGGAGAGGUCAACGGGGUCACCGGUCAGUACUUUGAUAAUUGCCGUCUUGUCGUUCCAUCAGCAAAAGCAAGGGAUGAUGGUGUGGCGAGGAAACUUUGGGAGGUUAGCGAAAAACUAACCGGUCUAAUACAAUGAUUGGAGUUUAAUUUUUCAGUUGAGUUUAUGAUGCAUGUGAAUGUUCACUCAUCAGGAUUGAUCUUAAUUUUUGUAUCAGUUUAUUUUUGUAUGUUUGCUUUAAAGAAAAUUAGUAAAAUGAAUGAUGGCAGUGAUCAGAGAGACAAUUUGCAGUUUUCAACAGAGAGCUCUAAUAAUUACAUGGAGUGUAAUUUUAUUUGUGAACUGAUCGUCAAUUGAAAAUCUACAUUUUCAUAAGUGAAGAACAAUCCUCUAUUCUUCGCUAUGAGCUAUUCUACAAUUACUUGACUUCCUGAGUGUUAGAAAUCAACCCAAUUAGGAACACUCCUGUUAAUAAUGUUCAAAUACUGUUUCAUGAAAUUCAAGUUUAAAAAGUAAAUCUCUGAGUAUUCUCCACCUUUCUCAUUACAUGUGUUCAUAAUCGCUGUUUAAAAUAGAAGUUGCUCAGUAACUUUGAUAUCUUUGCCUUCGUUAAAGUUGAUGUCAAUACCUUUGUUAAAGUUGAAGUUAUUGUUUUUUUUUCUCCUACAGUGAAGCCUCAUUUGAGAACUAUUUUUCUUUUGAAAAAUAUUUUUUUCAAUAUCCUUAGUCAAGAUCUAGGCUAUGUUUCAAAUCAAUCAUAUCUUCCUCUGACUCAAGACUCAAGACACUUAUUAAAUUGUUUCAUUUUUAAUUAUCGUUAACAAAGAAAAAAUAUACAUAGAAUUUGGGGUACAAUUUGUCAAUGUGUAAAGGGUAAUGUGAUCACAGAUUGCCUCAUAUUUCAGCCAGAAUCCUUCAUUUUCACCCUACUCUAUAACUCAUCAAAAUUCCUUUUUUAAAUAUUUUGUUCCCUUGUGUUGAUAAUGGCAGUUUCAAAUUUUUGCAUUAUUUUCUGAUCUAUAGGUGAAACAAUUUUUGCUCUUGUUCAUUUAGUAGAAUUUCAAACAGGGUUUUGUAGCACGAGAAUAUAUUUUGCCAGUUGUAUUUGUCAUCUUAUUAGAUUUAAAAUAAUUGCUCACCUUGAGAGAAUGUCUGUCAACAAAGGAUAAAACCUUGUUGGUACAUAAUAAUUGUAAUCCCCUUCCUCAUAUUUAUUCACAUUAUGGACUAGACUAUGGUCUAGAAUAUCACUUGGGUCCGACAAAGACUUGUCUUCUGAUAUCACAAAGGCUUGGUAGUAGUGCUCAUUAAAGUUUUCAGUCACUCCAAUGCUGGACAAAGUUUUAUGACCACAUGAUUUGUUCAAUGCUAGCAAAAUUUGGUAAUUCACCACUCCAUUCUGUAAGAAGCAUAACAUUUGGUUUAUAACUGUAACCAUUAAUUUCCACAUGUCCACAGACUGCAACUUCUCUAUCAGAUUCACAGUCACAUAAGAAUAUUUAAUGCAACACCACUAAGAAGAUAGGCCACUGACAAAUAUAUAGAAAUCUCAAUUAUGAAUAAAACCAUUAAAUGCACACUAACAAUUAUUAAUGUUAUAUAAUCACAAAUAUACAUUUGUUUUGGUUUUGGUUAAUUUGUCCAGUGAAAGGCAAUGGCAUACCUCAAGAUUUUGAAAGAAUUUGCAUCAUGAAAUCAGGCAUUGUGUAAAACGUUUCAUCAAAUCCAAAAUACACUGUACCUAGAUUUUUUAAUGCAAAUUUUUUUUCAAGCAUGUAUGACAUUCAAAAUAUAUCUAAUAAAAAAGAAAUACUCAUUAAAAAUAUCAUGAAAUAUUGUUCAAAUGCUUAUGAGUUUCGUACAUAACAAUUAUUGUCACUCAAGUCCAGACUUCGAGUCUCUUCUCAGCAUUUUAAAGUUAAUAGAAAAUAAGCAUAUUCCUGUAUACAAAAUGAGUCCAGAGGAAGUUUGAUAUUUCUUUCCUUUUCACAUAUGUUGACACUGCAGAUUUUUAAGUCUGUUAAAGUCAUCUGAUUUCUUUCGUGUCCACAAGUUCAACAUUUUAAUUGGCACUUUUAUCUUGACUCGUUCAUCUUCAUCCAUGGCGCAAUUUGGUACAUAGUCCUUACCGGUGGUGUCUAUUUAUUAAUGAUGGCGUCCAUUCAAUUAAACAAAAACUUCUGUGUUGGAAUGCAAUACCCGCGUUAAAAUUUCUAGUGGUCAAAAGGACUUUUGAACAUUUCACUACAAAGCACUUAUGUAGGCAGAGCAUGUUGUACACUUACUAUUUAUCACAAAGAAAAGUGAAAUGGGUAACUCCUCCAAAAACAUUAAAACAAUGAUUCCUUGCACUGAAAAUUGUAGGUGGCUCCAGGUUCACACCUAAUGCAUUCAUUUGAAACAAAUCACAAAAGCACAAAUCCUUCAUGGCAUUGAUAUUUAAGCGUUCACAAAGGUUGACUGGCACUGAUGUCUAUCACUCCCUUUGACACGGGUUAUCGAUUUGUAAUUUCCUCAAGUAUUGGUGAUGUGUCGUCUGCUAUGAGCACUAUGUCAUCUUCCCUCAGAUUGCGCUGUGGCUGAAGCCAACGUUGUCAACUCUGGAGGUCGGCCAGAUAUUCCCUCACCCAUCUUCUCCACAAGACAUCUGCGAUGUACUGGACUUGCCUUCACUUUUGCUGGUCGUAGACAUCUUUGGGGGUUGAACUUCCCAGGAGGCGGGGCCAUUCUUUCCAGGCUUCCUUGGGUGGGUCACAGAAUGAUGGAGAAUAUACCAAACUCUCCUUGUUGCCAUGUAUGUCUGCUUCAGGCACCUUAUCAGCAUACCUCUUAGACUAAAGCUUAUUCAUGAAUUCUGUGUAAUGUCCAUGUAACUCCUCACCUUUCAGCAACCUCUUCUUGAGAUGAUUUGCAUAGCCAACAGCUUGAGUGUAGUUGUUAGGUACCUCCUUAUUUUGGUCUUUGAAUGGUAAUUCCAUUUGAUAGUGCCCAGAUUCCUUGACAGUAGAAUUAUCCAUAAUUUUGAGGAAAUGUUCACCUGGAGUCACUCAAUCGUUCACUGAACUCAAAGUUGCAGAAGGCUUUGACUUUCUGCUCCAAGUCUUGAUGUGCUUCAAUGAACUGAACCCCUUCCUGCUCUUCAUGCCUACAGAAGAAUGACUGGACCUUGUCAGCAAGUCUAGUUUUUUGUAUGCCAUAAAUCAGCCAGCCAAUUGGGGUCUGUACUGCGUAGGGCUGAUCAAGUUCUCCUCGUUGAACUUGAAUAGGUGUAGUGGCUGCUGGUACAUUCAUACCAACCAUCAGUGUCACCAUGGGUAUGCAGUCAACAGCUUGAAUCUCUGGCAAUUCCACUGUGACAGUAUCCCUCAUGUGUUCCCACAUGUCUAUUUCUUGUUGGGAAGGCGCAUCUUGAAGAGUCACCGGGAUCUUGCCUUUAAGAUAGACAGCUGGAAGAUCAAUGAAGCCUUCCUCUUCAUCUACUCCCACAAUUUGCAGAUCAUGUACUACUUAUUUGUCCAUGGUAUCUUCUGAAUUCAGAGUCCAUACUACAAGUCUUUUUUUCUUUGUUUCUGACUUCAAUUGUCAUUAAGCCCUGGAUCUUGAAAUACAGCCCAACAGCUAUUGUCCACAACAGCGUUAUGUUGCUACCUUCUUCCCACUUCCUUCCUUUUCACGAAGACAGGUAUUAUGGUCAUUGCUGCAUAGUUCUUGGUGUGGAGUGCGUGUGUAGUCGCUGGCACUUAUGGUUUUCUUGCUCAUCAGGUUCGUUCUUGUCUACAUGUGCCUUCUGUGUUAGAUCAGGGUCAUGUAGGAGAGUAUUGUGCUUUAGUCCACAAUCUUUGCACUUGAUCUGGCUUUUGCAAUUUGUUUUGAUAUGACCACCUCUUAUACAUCUCAAACACAGUCCCUUCUUCUUGCAAAUUUCUGCUCUUUCUUUAACAGGUAGUAUCUUGAACUUGCUGCAGUCUUCAAUAAUGUGGCUGCCAUUAAUUCCACACAUUGCACAGCUCUUUCUAUUUUUUGUUGGCGUCUCUUGUGCAGCUUGGACACCAAAGACCUUGAUGGGUGCCCUUUCAUUUAGAUUCUUUUCCUUUUGGGAUGAUGGUCUUCGGUAGCCUAGGCCUUCUACUCUUGGAUCGUUCUGGUUCCUCGCCAGUCGAGCCACAAAGUUAUACAAAUCUUCCAAAAUUAUGUCCCUGUUCUCUCUUUCUCUGAUUAAGCCAACUUGGUUCACCCAUUUAUGUUGAAGAGGAAUGGGUAAUUUUCCUGCUAGGGUUUUCAUGUAUUCCACACUGUCCAUUUGGCAGAGCUCUUUAGAUCUCUUCACAUGACAGCAGUUUCCCAAGAAGAUGGAAAACAUCCUUAUGUCUUGUGAAUCUCCCGCAACCAAAAAAUUACUUUUUUUCUUUCCAGGGCUCUUUUUGGAGAAACUUAAGAAUUUUCCAGGGCUACUUUUUCAUUUUCCAGGGCUCUUUUUCCACUUUCCAGGGCUACAAUUUU